Molecule: messenger RNA, 951 nt
Organism: Mycosarcoma maydis (corn smut)
Lineage: Eukaryota; Fungi; Basidiomycota; Ustilaginomycetes; Ustilaginales
Exons: 1
Coding region: 1-951 (316 amino acids)
Biological process (GO): positive regulation of transcription by RNA polymerase II
Molecular function (GO): DNA-binding transcription factor activity, RNA polymerase II-specific; zinc ion binding
Source: RefSeq, a predicted model, not a curated record
AUGCGUGCCAUGCCAACGCACAACACACUGGCACACAUAUACACCGUUCACUACCCUAUGACACCACCUUCACAGGCCUCGAGCUCGAACUCAGCGGCGGUCAACGAACGCGAACGCAAGCCCAAGCGCAAACGCGUCUCGCGAGCGUGCGACCAAUGCUUUCUGAAAAAAGACCGUUGCGAUGGCGUGCAACCGAUCUGCACCUUCUGCUCCACGCUCGACCGAACGUGCACAUACGACCGACCCGAACGCAAGCGUGGCCCAACUCAAGGUCUCAGGCCGAGGCUUGAAGCAAGAAUCGCUAGCCUCGAGACGGUGCUCGGCUUCGUCCUGUCCAAAGUCGACGAGCAAGCAUCCAAAACGGACGUGUUGAAAACCGCGAGCGAUGACGAGAGGCAGAGGUAUAGGAAAGCAUGGUGGAGCAGCAGCUUCAGAAGCAAUCUCGAACCAGAGUUUGGAUUUGACGAUGAUCUGGUCACCACGCUCCCACUCGUCGACAAGACCGACGACGCCAGAUCGUCAUCUCUGAAACCAACCGAUACCAUCGACAAAAGCGAAGCCGACGAUUCCGACGUCGAUCUAGCCCUACCUCCCACCCAUCGGCAUCAUCUGUCCACCACAUCCCCCUCCAACCCCCUAACGAUCCACCCACCCGCCACCGCAAACACCACCGGCUUGGACUCAGACACCAUCUCCGACUCUGACUCCGACUCGAAUCACUUCGCUCUACCCCUGCUAUCCUCCGGCGUUGGAGGCAGCUCGCUCAAUCGCGGCCUCGUUCCCCGAGGCGCAGAUCCCAACGCCGCUCUCGGUGGUUUCGAAAUCGAAUUCGGCGGCAACCAAACCGACGAAGAUUGGGUACGCAGCUUCGUUCCCCCUUCCCAACGCUCAAGGCGUCAGCACACCCCUACUGCCCACAGCACAGUGCUCAAGCACAACCGUUCCCCUUGA